GGAAGGAGCUGUCGGUGCAGGCUGCUGGGCGCUGCUUUCACACCGCGCCGUGCUCGGGGGCUCCGCACCAAUGGUCCUCAUCUCCUGUCUCCAGAGAUGCAUUCAGCUCAUCAUCUUGCCUGUAUACAUACUUGCCUACAUGGGUUUAUGGGACUCCUUCUAUAAGAAAGUUUUUCCACAUAUCAUGGCCAAGCUUGCACCAAUCUACAACCAUAAGGUCUACAAGCAGAAACAAGAGCUUUUCAGCAACUUAAGAAAAUUUGCCGGCCCUUCAGGCCAGCUCAGGUUGUUGGAAAUUGGCACAGGCACUGGCACCAAUUUCCAGUUCUAUCCACCAGGCUGCCGGCUUACGUGCACUGAUCCUAAUCCCAAUUUCAGACAGUUCCUCCUCAAGAACCUCUCGGAGAACCCACACCUCCAGCUUGAACAUUCGGUGGUUGCUUCUGGGGAGAAUCUGCAUCAAAUACCGGAUGGCACCAUGGACGUGGUGGUGUGCACCUUAGUGUUGUGCUCUGUAACCAACGUCAACAAAGUCCUGAAAGAAGUUUUGCGAGUGCUCAGGCUGGGUGGAGCCUUUUACUUUGUGGAGCACGUGGCUGCGGAUCGUUCCAGUUGGACCUACUUUUGGCAAAAGGUCUGUGACCCAGUCUGGAAGUGUCUUGGAGAUGGGUGUUCCUUGAGCAGGGAGACACAGAAGGACCUGGAGAAAACUAACUUCUCAGAACUGAACUUGAGGCGCAUACGUGUCUCACCACACUGGAAUCCUACUAGUCCUCAUAUCAUUGGAUAUGCGGUAAAAUGAAUGACCGUGAGCGCUGCAGGGCACACAACAUCCCUUCAGUAGCUCCUUUCACACUUUCUAUAGAGUAUUUUUCACUGAAUAGUAGCCUUACAGUCAACCCAUACGCAGCAACUAAGUAAUCAGAAUAAAAACAUGGAAAUCUUCCUGAGCAUCCAUAGCUCGUUCAAACUGAGAAUCACAUUCUUCCAUCUGUUAGACAGGUUUUCUGGAUGGAGCUCUCAAACAGAGCCGUGGCACACGGACCAAGCAAAUUGGAAACAAAAACAGAGAACGCAUUUCAGUGCGAUACAAAAUAAAGGAAGAGUCACCAUCUUAGAGCUGAGAAAGAGGAGAGGGAAGACAGGGAACAGAAGAUCUAUGCAAACAAGUAGAGAAAGCUUACAUCUUUCUAAUAGCAGAGACUAUUACUCAGCCUUUAAGAUUUCAGAUUCAGGACACAUACAUAAUAGAUAUAGCAUCAGUACAAGCAUUUUUCUUUCAGUCUUCCCAUUACAAAACACCACUAGGAGCCGGCGUUCAUUCUCCCAUGCCAGUCGAGUCCUCCCUUACUGGACUGUUUAUUUCAGGAAAGUGCCCAUUAGAGCACCAGUUCACUAUACAUAGCUUCCACUGGCCAUUAGAGGCUAACGCUGUCAGCCUAGAUUUAACUUACAACCUACAAAGCAAAAAACUGAACUUCUCCUUACGGUGGGAGAAAGCUGGCAUUGGUUAAAUCAGGCGACAGAAACCUCAUCUCAGCUGUAACAUGGUCUCUACUAAGCCAUGCUCUUACAGCCCUUUUGUCGUGCUCUGCUAAGAAGCUAAACCUAUGCUUAAACUUAAUGUUCUACUCUCCCUUCAGUCCAGAUUACACCUUUAAGAUGUCAAGUUUUUGUUGUUGUUGUUUUUUUUUUUUUUAAAGCCACACGUUUCAUUAGGAAUAUUUUCCAGUUAAACUUCCCCAGGACACCAGGAGAAGGUGCUGCUAUCUUGACCACUGUUUAACCUUCCUUUUGAUUUCUCACAGUAAAGCAUCUAAGAAUUAAAAUCUGGUGCAAAUGAUAUUUAAUAAAAGAAUGCACUUAAUGCCUCUGUUUUGUGCUCCACAAACAGACAACUGGUCUACACAGAAAGUACAUCUGAAGUAAUUCCCACUGUUUAGAUUUGUUUCUCUGAUGUAGUCAGCACGUGGUGGCGGUAUGAAGGUAUGACAAGAGAGUUUAGUAAUAAAGCAGUCUAAUAAUGA
Struthio camelus australis is the source of this 2027-nucleotide messenger RNA. RefSeq names its product thiol S-methyltransferase TMT1A. Lineage: Eukaryota; Metazoa; Chordata; Aves; Struthioniformes; Struthionidae. The record is from RefSeq and is a predicted model, not a curated record. Gene Ontology annotation, molecular function: S-adenosylmethionine-dependent methyltransferase activity.